AUGAAACUCUCUUCGAUCACGCUUUUGUGCGCUGGAUGUUUGCUGGCAGUGGUCAAUGCAGGAAAGCUCGUCUACUACAGUAAUCAAUCGCCACCAAAGCCUCUUCAAGAUACAGCUCCAACCGCCAACUAUUGGCCAAACUAUGAUGUUCUACCGAUCGAAGAAUAUGAUGUAGCUCCCUACCCUUCUGCAUGGUACCCACUGCCCUGGCAACCGGUCCCGCUUGCGCCAUUGGAAGUUGUGCCACUGCCUACCCAAACGAACAGCGUUGUUGCGGUUGAGUCACGGCAAAUUGAGUCAACGACGAUAUCGGCUGCCCAACACGAUGCCGAUGAUGCUGCUACUGCCCCGGAAGGAAGACAUCUGCACCACAAGCAUAAAAAGCACCACAAGCAUCACAAACAUCAAACCGCUUCCGUGACGUACAUCGAGCCGGAGGAAUUCCACAACGCCAAUGUUGGGCAGCUGCGGAUGACAAUCCUACAGAUCGAGCACAAGCUGCAAGAGCUGAAGCUGCAACUGUUUGGCAGCAGGACAUUGGCCUUCGAGGAUGCCGAUCGCGAUCGCGAUGAGGAAGUGGUGAACAAUUCUAACCUUCAAAUCGGCGAGGAUGUCAAAAGGUUGGAGGAGAACAAACAAUCCGUUGAUGAUCAGACGGAAGUAACAACUCCGACAUCGAUCCUUCAGGAGGAUCAUGAUGUGGGGAAAAUACUGCUGGACGAUAGUAAACCGGCAGCGGAGCUUGAGGUCGAGCAUAGGGAAAUGGAUGCCGGUCCGUUCGAUAAGGGCAGAAGCUUGACGGAAAAUGUGCAAAUGUGGUUCGAAGGGUUGGAUCUGGGUAAGAUUGCGGCGUUACCGCUGCAGGAGUCGGAAGAGCGUGAGCAUGAUGAAGAUGAAGUGGAUGUUCUGGAUGCGAUCGAUGUUCUAAGGUAG
This is a messenger RNA of Anopheles gambiae (African malaria mosquito), 933 nucleotides long. RefSeq lists its product as uncharacterized. NCBI's taxonomy places the organism in Eukaryota, Metazoa, Arthropoda, Insecta, Diptera, Culicidae. The record is from RefSeq and is a predicted model, not a curated record. The transcript has 3 exons. Bases 1 to 933 code for a protein of 310 amino acids.